Messenger RNA from Patiria miniata (bat star), 15263 nucleotides. RefSeq names its product polycystic kidney disease protein 1-like 1. Lineage: Eukaryota; Metazoa; Echinodermata; Asteroidea; Valvatida; Asterinidae. Gene Ontology annotation, cellular component: membrane. The coding region runs from base 180 to 13916 and encodes 4578 amino acids. Gene Ontology annotation, molecular function: protein binding; calcium ion binding. The record is from RefSeq and is a predicted model, not a curated record. The transcript is spliced from 64 exons.
CCCAUUCAUUGUGCACUUUGCGCUGUGUGCUGUACAGUACUCGCACUCACGAAAUACGUGCAUUUGGUGUACGUCUACACAACAUGUGCGGAAGUGAAACUUUGGUACGAAAAAUGACGGAAUUUUCGUAAGGAAACCAACUCGUAACUGUGGAUUAUGGACUUUAUUUCACGGACAACAUGAAAUGCCUGGAGACCAAGGUCACUCCAGUGCUGUUGUUGGGGAUUCAGGUGGUGUUUUUAGCCCAGUUUGUCGCCGGGUCGUCGUGGUAUUUAGGGUGUACCCAUGACAACGCAUCAUCGGAGGCAUCAGAGAGCUUACUUCAAGAUUUGAAGGGAAACUCAGUGUUCACCCCAGCUUCUUGUGCUAGCUCUUGUCGGGAAAGAGGGUCCCUGUAUGCUGGAAUUCAUGAGCAAGGUGCAAACUGCACGUGUAGCAGCAUAAUAGGAGAAAGGAUAGCAGAGAAACAAUGCAAUAUUACAUGUGGAAACGUCAGUUUGCCGUGCGGAGGUGAUGGUGUGGUGAGCGUAUACUCAGUGGAUGGACCCUAUUUAUUAACUGCUGAGCUGAGCCAGACGCAGCACUUGGUGCAGGAGGGAGCCACAGUCCGCUUUGAGGCCAGAGUGGCUCUGGCUACGGAUGAACUAGCAGAUUUAGGUCUAGAAGGCUUCAGUGCCAGCGAUUUUGAUGAAAUCGUCUUCAGGUGGAGGGUAGACGGUGAACUGUUAGGGGAAACAUCCCUGCGAUAUGGCAAUUCAACUGCCGCUAGCAGUUUUGUGCAUACAUUUCACAGCGAGGGAAGGUGGCACAUAGACGUAGACGUCAGCAAUGCCAUCUCCGAUCUCCUCCGCACCACCAGCAUCGUGGUGGUGCGACCUUUACCCUCUGACCUCCAGGUCAUCCUGCGCCCCACCGAGGGCGACGCCCCGUCAUGCGUGCCCAUGUCCAGUUCUGCAACCGCCUCCCUGCCCGCAGUCUCUGUCUUCAUGGGGGAGGAGGUGGAGUUUCAGGCCUCGGUGGCCAUGGGAGUCAACCUGACAUUUGUCUGGACGUUUAACGGCGAUGGUUUAAACCUCACGGAAGUUUCUGCAGAGGAGCCUGACUGUGAAGGAAUCGCCUGCAUGCAGGAUAUCCAGGUACAUACAUUUACAGUGGAGGGAAUGUAUGAUGUUGUGGUGAACGUCUCAAAUGUUCUCGGCAGUGUCCGGAAGACUCUUCGUGUGGUGGUUGUGAGUCAUGAGAUUUCAAAUCUUACGAUGUCCUUGUCGUCGAACUCUGCCUUCAUCAACAAGGUGAACAGUAGUCUGGGAUUGCUCAUUACCAUGGCCACCACGGCCAGGCAGCAGGUUGUUCUGCAGGUGGACUUUGGUGACGGCUCUGUGUUCAACCACAGCAUGUAUGACGUCAACGACACCUUUAUAACUGUCGGCGGCGAGGACAGUGCGCACCUGCACCUCACCGCCAGCUACGGCGAGGGUUGCACCCUCUUCGUCUCGCUGAGCCACCAGUACCGGCAUGCCGGCGUCUUUGCCGUGGAGGCCAACAUCUUCCAGAGCUGGGACAGCCAGAGCGCAGGCACAGCGAAGCUGGAAUCAGCCAUCAUUGUCCAGGAAGAGCUGGGGCCCAUCCAGAUUGAGACUCAGGGGGUUUACUCCACUCAAUCCCUGGCCAAUUUUAGUCUCAUGAUGCCUGUUGAAACGGCAAACAUGUCCUACCUGUGGAGCGUGACAUCAAACAAUGUGACUGUUGAUCUGGCCUGCUAUUUGGAGCCAACGUGCCUCCACAACUUCACCCAGCCAGGCCAGUACCUUCUGAAAGUCAGUGUUGUGAAUCUGGUGAGCACUGCCCAUGCACAAGAAGAUAUAUCCAUCCAGGAAGCAAUCAGAGGCCUCUCCUUAAUCGGUGGCAGCAGUGGGAUCUUGCCAACAGGCGCAACAAUCCCCUUCACAGCUUCCACUGAAGCAGGAAGUGAUACUCAAUUCACAUGGCACUUCUCUGACUUACUAGGAAUCACCGAACAGCGGGAUUAUCUCUUGGAUGCUCUCCCAACCUCUCAAGCCAACCACACAUUUUACACCAGCGGAGUGUACAACGUGAGCGUCACUGCCCGUAACAAAGUCAGUUCUGAGACUGUCUACCUCCUGCAAGGAGUUCAAGUGCAGGAUCCUGUACUCGGGCUGAGCUUGGUCAGCACCGGCCCCACCAUACUUGGUCACCCCACUCACGUGAAUGUAACUCUCCUUCAGGGCACCCACGUCACAUUCUCAGUCCAUACGGAGUUUGGACACGUCAUGCCCAACGUUCAGCAUUUUGGAGGGGACAACACUUACAUCCUAGAACUGGCCAUCAGUAACCCAGGUGUGUUCCAUGCGACCGUGGUUGCGAGUAACAACAUCUCCUCGGACAAUGCAACUUUGUGCGUGGUGGUACAGGAACCAGUUGGAAGGGUGUCAAUCCAGGAGUUUUACCCCGGGAACGAGCGGAUAGUUUUACUGGCAAGAUUGGAUGGUGAAAUACCCAAUCGGACAGAUGUAAUGUACACCUGGCAGGCUAGAGGGCAGAAUCUGACCAGUGCGAGCCCCCUACUCACCUUUCCGGUCUGUUUACAGCCUGAACAGGUGGUCAUCCAAGCCAGUAAUCAAGUGGAUGUAAGCCAAGAGGAGCGGACUGUCGAUACCACCAUCCCUCAGACCAAAUACUCCCUGGACUGUCCCACGUUUGGUGAGGCCGGCGAACCCUUUACAUUCUCACUACAGUUAUCAGGGGAUGGCGAUUUGGCCCCAGUCCAAGUCUUGAUUGACCACGGUGACAGCGCCCCCAACGUAACCCACACGGCCGUCCCUGGGUUACCUGUCGUCUGGAACCACACCUUCCCCCACCUAGGGGUCUAUCCCCUGCACCUAUGGUACCACCGCGAGGGAGAAGACGUCUUUGGUGAAACGGUUAUGGUUGUGCAGAAAAGGAUUGAUGGCAUUCAGAUGAUUGGUCCCGAGCUGAGCAAGUUCUUUGGACCCGUAACAACACAAACAUGGGAAGUUACGCCGACCUCGGGUACGGACAUUCUCUAUACCUGGACAGUCGUGCCGAUCAUAACCGACUAUUCCCACGGAACCGAGACAAGUGCGGAGGUCAACAUGGCGACCGUCAUGCUGGCUGGUUCUCACGGAAAGGUGUCCAUGCCGUUCCACGCCCCCGGUUGCUACAACCUCACCCUCCACGCCAGCAACCUCAUCUCCUCCGCCACGCACCACUCCCAAACAACCCUCCAGCAGCCCAUUGUCCAAGCCACCGUCCUCGUGGACCCGGCACUCAUCGGCACGCCGUCCACCUACCAGCUGGUCGUCCGAGGUGGGCCUCCCUUCCACUUCCAAAUCGACUUUGGAAUGGAUGGCGACCUCCUCUCCACCACGUCCGAAGAGUUGGCAUCUCUGGGCUACGAGGUCAUCGACUACCUCCUAGAUCCACCAGCUUGCAUCUACACCUUCAACCAGACCUACCCGGGCCUGGGCUGGUACGACAGCUCCUUCCGCGUCAGAAAUCUGGUCUCGGAGGAAACGGCGACGGCCACCGCCAAAGUGGAAGAGUGGAUUACGGGACUGACUCUCACCUCUCAGAGUGACUCUCUGGUUACCAUCGGUCGGUCGGUGGUCCUAGAGGCAAAGGUGGAAACCGGAAAUGACGUAGUGUUCACCUGGGACUUUCAGGACCCUCGAAGUGAUCCUACCCUUCUAUACUGCUUCAAUGCAAGCAUAGCCACCCACAGGUUCAGCCAGCCCGGCACCUACCAAGUUUCUGUCAGCGCCGGAAACUCCCUCCAACCCGUUCCCCUGCGAGUCACCUACCAGACCCCUUUCUUAGUCCAGGAGGCCCCCUUUGCCCUGGAGUUGAACCCCCCGGCGGGCCACCCCCAAGGUGCGGCCCUCAACCAUCAAGGCGGUCUCUGGGCCACGGAGGUGCUGAGCUUCCGGGCCCAGUGCUGGGGGUCACACCUGGUGUUCUACUUUGACUACGGGGACGGAACCGUGGAGACCGUCGUGGGGAUGUUGGAUGAUUAUGGAUCCUAUCACGCUUCCGGGAGCCACCAAUAUUUUGCAGAGGGUAACUACACAGUCAAGGUCACUGCCGGGAACCAGUUAAGCAACGAGACCCGCCACCUACCCCGGCCGUACUACGUACAGGUUCCCCCGACCAGCCUCCGGUGCGAGAGCCCCUACAGUGCCCAUGCCUUUGGCAACGUCUCGCGCCUGACGGUCCGGGUCGAGACCGGAACCCAUCUGUUCUACAACUGGUCCAUGGGGGACCAGACCGACUACAUUGACGUGGGCCCAUCUGUGAGCCACCUCUACCGCUCCCCGGGAAGCUACACGGUCACCGUCGUCGCCUUCAACAAGGUCCAGAAGGCCCAGGCCACCUGCCGCAUCUCGGUUGAGGUCCAGGUCCAAGGCGUCCAGCUCCUGAUGGAUCAACGGCUGCACCAGACCUACACCCUCAUCACCCUAGAGGCCAGGACCGUCACGGACAGCGCACUGUGGUACCACUGGGACAUGGGCGACCAGAGGGACGUGCAGAUCACCUCGGUCAACACGCUGACCUCCUUGUACACGUUUCAUGGCAGGUACUACGUGACCGUCCUGGCCGCCAAUCACGUCAGCAACGCCACCUCCCUCCCCGUGGAGCUGACCCUCCAGACCGCCAUCCAGCAGGUCAGCAUCCACGCCCAGAGCGCGGCCCUGGUCAACCAAUCCGUCCACUUCGAGGCCUGGUUCAAGGGCAGUGACACGAACUUCGUCUGGGACUUUGGCGACGGCACAGAGAAAAUUUACACCACCGCGGAGAGCGUCUAUCACAAGUACAACAGGACUGGAGAAUUUUUCCUGCAUCUGGAAGUGUCCAAUCUGGUCAGCAAUGCUACCGCCGUGUCCAAGAUCUUCAUCCUGACCAGAAUGUGUCAUCCUCCCGUGCUGGACAUUGUUGGAUCUGAUCCCAGAACUGUCAAGCAUUCUGAAGACAUCCGCGUGGAAGCAGAGGUGGCAAUCGACUGCGACAUCACCAACCUGGCCCUGUACUCCUGGUCCAUCACAUGCUCCCAAAAUGGCACGGAGGUGUCACUCCUGCAGGACCGGGCCUCGCUCAACCAGAGAACCCUGUACAUCCCGCGAUGGGACCUGCCUUACGGAUCCUACACGUUCACACUUGACGUGGUCAUGAACGGGACCAUAGUCUACGCCCAAGACAGCAUCCAGCUGGAUGUUGUAAGGAGCCCCCUGAUGAGCAUCAUAGAGGGGGGCACGAGGCGCUACUUCGGCCCCGACAUGGUUGCGACUCUCAACGGCAGCUUUUCUUACGACCCGGAUGACCGCAACAGCAACAACGAUCUCAGGUACAACUGGACCUGUCACCCACUGGGCCUAACCACCGCGUCCUGCUUCAACGCGACUGCCCUCUCCGUGGCCAACCAGACCUCUAUCCUCCCAUCCUCCAAUGAGUCCCUGGUCUUCCCGACCUCCUGGCUGCUUCCCAACGACUCCAGGUCUUUCGUCUUCACCCUCCGUGUCAGCAAGGAGGGGCGGGCUGACGCUGAGGUCACGCAAGUCCUGACCCUCGUGCAGGAGGUGGUCGGGGCUGAAGGCAGGCAAAUGCAGGUGUCCAUCGAUUGCCUGAAGUGCGAUGACGGCAUCAUCAAUGCCAAUGAGCAGCUCACCCUGGAAGCUGUGUGCCCGGAGUGCGACGAGAACACCACCUACACCUGGGAGCUGUACGUGGUCCUGGAUGGCAUCACGUCCAGCAGCUUUUAUGAUUUAACCUCAGGUCUUCGGUGUGUUCCUGGAGACGGAUCCUAUGGCCAGUACCUGGUGGCCAAUGAGAGUUCCCCGUCGUCGCCAUCGUCACCAUCAUCCAAUCCGGAGGAAGACAGCAACAUUAUCAACCAAGGUAUCCAAACCAUUGGAACAUCCACUCCUCAAAACGGUGUCAGCAAUGCUAUCAACACAGGACUGCUUCCAUCAGAUGGUGUAGAGGAAGGCAGUGCCCCCGACCCGUCUGGAGGGGAUUCCGGAGGAACUGCUUCAACGGCCGCAACAGUCACCACCGGUUCUGAUCUCGGUUUUGGCAGUCUUACUGAAGAGACGGGAUUAAGCUUCAUAGAGGAAGUCAGUGCUGAUGAAGAAGUACCAGCGACCCAGGAAACCUCAGGGACUCCUGCAGCAAUCACAACGCAUGCUGUGAUUUGGGGGAACUCUUCUGUUGGACCAACAGGUGCUGACCAUCUGAAUGGAAACAGCUCAGAACCAGCAGGUGGAAGUCUUAACGAAGCCGUCGGUAGCCUUGGAGAAGCUGUCGGUAGUUUUCAGGAAGCUGGCAGCAGUUUUGAAGAGGCUGUUGGAAGUGUAGAUGAAACCGGUGGUAGCCUUGAGGAAGCUGGUGGGAGUUUCCAGGAAGCUGUGGGUAGCCUUGCUGAAGCCAGCGACAGCCUUCAGGAGGCUGGUGGGAGUUUCGAGGAAGGAGCUGGCAGCUUUGUGGAAGUUGGAGGUAGUAUUGAGGAUUCCAAUGGAACCCUUGCACCAGUCGAAGGAGGGCUCACAACAGCCAGUGGAAGCCUUGCUGAAGCUGGUGGAAGCCUUGACGAAGCAGGCGGAAGCCUUGAUGAAGCAGGCGGAAGCCUUGUUGAAGGUGGUGGAAGCCUUACCGAAGGUGGAGGGAGCCUGGCAGAAGCUGGUGGCAGCUUUGUAGAAGCUGAUGGAAGCCUUGCUGAAGGCGGCGGAAGCCUCACAGAAGGUGCUGGAAGCUUUCAGGGGGAUAUUGGUACUACAGUAGAAACGGAGGGAAGUUUGAUGGAAAGCAACGGAAGUCUUGCUGAGGCUGGCGGAAGCCUUGCAGAAGCAGGGGGAAGCUUUGGGACGGGAGGAAGCAUACUUGAAACUGGAAGCCUUACAGAAGGGGAUGGUAGCCUCACUGAAGCAGGUGGAAGCUUUGACGAAGCAGGAGGAAGCCUUGGGGAAGCUGCUGGGAGCAGUUUAGCAGAAGAACUACCUGGAUCUGCUGGCUCCAAUAAUGGCACAGUAGCUCCCACAGCAGAAGGAUCCCAAAUGGGAGGUUCUCUAGCAGAAGGUACCAGUGAUAACCAACAAGCUAGCAUUCCUGGCCAGGAUUAUCCAGAGGCUGUGGACUCAAUUGUUGAGGACACUGUACCUGUCACCGGCCAGGGUAAUCAAACUGUCAGCCAACCAGGGGAUACAGAUGACUUCCCAGAUGACGAUUACUAUGACGGAAAUUAUCCUGAAGAAUACCUAGGUUACAGUGACCCACCAGAACAGCAUCCUCCACCACUGCCUGACCCCAACACGGGCGACGACACAAACGGCGGUGAUCCAGUGGUCAAUCCGGACGUGGAGCCGACCGUCAAGGAGCACAUCGUGUCCAAGUCGCUCCAGCAGCGGGUGCUGAGGCCCGAGGACACCACCACGGGACUGGGCAGCCGGGCCCUGACCAUCAAGCCGGGGUUGCUGGACGAAAACAGGACCUAUGCCCUGGUUGUGUCUACCCAUAAGAAAGAAAAUGGUGUCAUGAGAAUCGGAGAGGCCCAGCAGUAUGUCUCAGUCAACAGAGGCCCAAGGGCAGGGCUGUGCUCCAUAACGCCUGACGAGGGCAACGAGAUGGACACUGUCUUCACUAUCAACUGCCUGGGCUGGCAGGACGAAGAUUCUCCGAUUCAGUACGAGGUCAGUUACAGCUUGAAUGAGACGGAGGAUCUGACAAUCCUGUACUUAGGCAUGAAGCACGCCGUCAAGUUUCAGCUCCCGGCAGGCUAUAUAGACAACGACCAUCUGGUGUACGUCAAAGUGGCUAUAGUGGAUGGUCAAGGUGGGAAGACAUCCGUGUGCUCCAUCACCAUCCAAGUACUACCCAAGAUGUUCAGCUCCGGGGAGAGCGUUGAGGAAUUCUUGUACAACCUGACCCUGGCGGACUCCAACCUCCUGACGAUGUAUGUGCAGCAGGGGGACCAGCACAACCUGAAUGGUUUCAUCAACAUGGUGGCCUGCAUUCUGAACCGCCAGCCAGCGCUCGGCCCCGGCAGCUCCGACUACGUAAGGUUGCUGUCGCUGCGCAGGCAGAUCCGGUACGCCCUGGUCUCGGCUGUCCUGGAACUGCCAAUGAGAGAUCAGUUUGAGGUGCAGCAGAGCAGCAUGGCCACCGCAGCCAGCAGCUACGUGCCACUUGAGCUCCAAGUGGAUACCGUCAUCCUCGCCGCCUACUCCGUCAACUCUAGCAUGGCCAGCGCCGUGGCCAGCGCUCGGCUCCUCAGCCAGCUGGAUGUGGACAUCCUGGUGGCGCUGACCAGUACCACGUCCAGCGUGGUCAGCGCUCUGGCCAUGAACCAUACUCAGGCCAUAGGGGUCGGUCAACGCAAGGUGGCCGUCCGGAGCUCGCUGGGCGCUGUCAUGGAGCUGUUACAGACGUACCUCCAACUCCAAAAACCGGACGAGGAACCCGUCCUCAUCCAGACGAGCUCCGUGGACCUGCUCGGCGCCCGGCAGACCUCACUGGCGACCGUGGACCUGACGGUGGGCACCAAUGCCUUCCUCCUACCCAACGGCAUGGAGCAGGUGCUUCACGCUCAGAACGGGGGCGGAGUGAUCGGGACGUACAUGUGCCACGACAUGGCCGUGCCCUGCUGGGAUGUGGACAUGGUCACCUUCAAGGAUAACCCUUACCUGUGGGGAGAAGGGGCCUACAAAGUGACAACGGAUGUUUCCUCCCUCACUCUACACUCGUGCACCGGCCAAGAGCUGAAAGUGGAAAAUCUGACCGCCGGCAAAGAAGUCGUCUUUGAAGUGGCCCACACUUGCGAUUCUCUGGGGGAUUCUCUGAUGUGCAACCUGACCAUUGAUAAGGCCAACAUGAACGUGCAUGAGUUCGUCGUCUUGCAGGAGAACAUCGGCCAGACGUUUCAGAUCAUGGCCCGGCUGGCCCCGGAGACCAGACGCACGUUUCCUGUCAAGCUCAUCAUGAGGUAUGGUGCCCAGCCUACACCCACUGCUUACGACAGUUCCUGGAUGUAUGAAAACGAAGACGAAGACCUGGUCAUAUUCCUGCCUCCAAAUACUUUCAAUGCUACUGGUACCUACUACAUAGCCCUCAUCAAUGCCGAGUACGGCGAGAGCAGCUAUGGACAGGAUGAGGUCAGCCAGCGGCAGUACCUGAUCCGACUCUGGUGGGGAGAGUGCCUGUACUGGAACACGGAAAACGAAGCCUGGGUGGGAGAUGGCUGCUCGGUGAUGCACUCCUCCACCUACGAGCUGACCCGCUGUCGGUGCAACCACCUGACCACCUUCGGGGUCACUUUCCUACCCAUCUCCAUCAUCUUGGAUAUCGUCAGCUUGGCAGUUUUCGACACGCCCAACACUAAUCCCAUCACCUACUCCUUCACGGCCGGCAUUCUCAGCAUCUACAUCCUCCUGUACAUCUACUGCUACCUGGCUGACAAGCACGAUGAACGCAAGCUGGGGCUCAUCUACCUAGCGGACAACCAGCCCGCCGACCAGCAAUAUUACGAGAUCACGGUUGAGACGGGCAUGCGGGCCGGAGCAGGCACCACGGCCAGGGUAAGCAUGGUGCUGCACGGGGUGGAAGGCCACUCAGAGACCAAGGAGCUCAUCUGCAAGGGCCGACCCAUCUUUGAGAAGAACUCCCGGGACAGAUUCAUUGUUAGUGUUCCCGAGUCCCUGGGCAGCAUCCGUCGCGUCCACGUCUGGCACAACAACGCCGGCCACUCCCCUAGCUGGUUCCUGAGCCGCGUGGCCGUCCGCGACCUCAUCACCGGCCACAAGUGGUACUUCAUCUGCGAGCGCUGGUUUGCCGUGGAGGAAGACGACGGCAAGAUUGAGAGGGAUCUUGAGGUCCUGGAUAAGGGAGUCGGCUUCCAGAAGGCUUUUUUCGCCAAGUUGUUCCAGUACUUUGCCGACUACUACCUCUGGAGUUCCAUCUUCACCCGCCCGCCAUACAGCGUCUUCACCCGGGUCCAGCGCCUGACGUGCUCUCUGUCCAUCUCCAUGGGAUUCCUCUGCAUCAACACCAUCUGGUACCAGCACCUGGUCAAAGAGGAAGUUGAUCUGGGUCUGAUAGACGUGUCGGCAGAAAACAUGUUGGUUGGAAUCGUGACAGCCAUUUUGGCCAUCCCCGUCAACUUCCCUGUUAUAAUGGUCUUCAGGAGAACUAGGCCACGACGUGAUGAAAUUGAAGAGGAAAAGAACUUCCGGAGCGUCAAGGCGACAAUCGAGCUUCCAGAAUCUGCUGCACCAGUGGAGACCAUACUGAACCAGGGCAGUCUGGAUUCCGGCGUGGGGGAACAGAGCGACGUCACCCUGGAUGACCUCCCGGGAUGGGUGCAAGAGAAAUGGAGACAGAGGCUCAAGGGCUCAUCUAGCCGCAGCGACCAGACCCGCAGCAGCUACGACUCCAUCAGCUUCACCAGCAGCAGCAGCCUGGCCUUCGACGACCCGCCAACCUCCUCCAGCCUCAGCAACGCCACCAAGCCCUCUGACAGCGGCGUCAGCUCGCCGGACAGCCGCAGCCUGCUGUCCAGUUACCUUCCCACGGCGGCCGCAGGCUGGCAGGCCGACCACAAGCGCCUGGCCAACCCCAAGAUCUGGCUGCCCAACUGGUGCGGCAAGCUGGCCUGGGCCAUCUGCGGCUUCAUCACCGUCUUCUCGGCGGUGGUCACCAUCUAUUACGGAUACAGGUUCAGUGAUGUGAAGUCGGUGUACUGGAUGCAGUCCGUCUACUUCUCCUUCCUGCAGUGCAUCUUUGUCACUCAGCCGGCCGUGAUGCUGAUGUUCACCAUCCUCAAGUCGGUCCGGCACAGGAACAACAUCCACAUUUUUGAUCACUAUGAUGACAACAUCGACCUGAUCGACAAGAAGAGCUUGGAGAGGGCACGCCUCGAAGUCUACGAAACCGACAUGAACAAGGCCAUAGCGGCAAGGCAGCGAUCCCGCUACUUGAGGUUCGCCCGCCCUCCCCAGCCAAAGGAACUUCAGAAAGCCAAGGAGAAGAUGCUGAAAGAGAAGAACAUGUGGGCCAUCCUCAAGGACGUGAUAAUGUAUUCCACGCUGUUUGCCUGCCUCAUGUGGAUGGCGUACGGCCGGGAGGUGGCCUACCAUCUCCCAGUCAACCAGGGCGUCCGACAGACCUACUUACAAACCCCGCAUCCCUUUACUGAGGUCUCAUCCGUUGAUGAUCUCUGGUCUUGGAUGCAUGGGGAUCUACUGGACAGACUGUAUUGGGAUGAGUGGUACAACAAGGACACGGUCGUUGAAGAAAAGAACUCGAUCAUGAACGGGGAGAGCAUCCUCCUCGGCAAGGCCAGCCUGCGCCAGGUGCGGGUUCGACACCACUCUUGCCCCGUGGCCAGACCGGCCCAGUCGCUGUUCCCCGACUGUAAGGCCAGCUAUGGCCCCAGUGCAGAAUCCACGGUGCCUUACGGUCCGGAGGAUGCCUGGGCCCACUACAGCAAAGGGGAGCUGAGACGCUACUCCAAGUGGGGCUACUUCGGGUCAUACGAGGGGGACGGGUACGUGGUCAGCCUCAACAGCAGCAGGGAGGGGACUCGGAACCAGCUGGCGUUUCUACAGAAUAAUUCCUGGAUCGAUGAUCAGACCAGGGCGGUCAUUGUGGAGUUCACUAUAUACAACGCACCCACAAACCUCUACACUUCUGUGGCAUUCCUUGCUGAGCUGCCGGGCACCGGUGCCGUCCAUCCCUUCCCAAAGAUCGAGUCGGUUUUGCUGUAUCGCUACGAGACUGUCUACGACUACUUGAUCAUGUGCUGCGAGCUACUCUUUCUGCUCCUGGUGGCAGUAUCCUGCAAGAGAGAGGUCCAAAAACUGGUCAAGAUUAGAGCCGCUUUCUUCAAGAGCACUUGGUCAUGGAUGGAGAUGGGCAUGAUAAUCUUAUCCCUGACCUACUUUGCCAUGUACGUCUGCCGUUUCAUGUAUGUCAACAGUGCCACCCAGCACCUGCGAGAGACCUACUUGGAGGAGUUUGUCGACUUUUCCCUCCUGGCCUACUGGGAUCAGAUACUGAAGGACUUGCUGGCCAGCUUGAUCUUCCUGUCCUCGGUCAAGUUCCUGCGUGUGCUCCGCUUCAACCAGACGGUGGCGUUGUUUGGGGCGGUCAUCGACGAAGCCAUCAAAGAAAUCCUGACAUUCGCGCUGUACCUGUUGGUCCUGGAGAUGGCCUUUGCCUGCCUGGGGGUCCUCCUCUUCUCCACCCACUUCUACCCCCUGAAGCACCUGUACAUAUCCUCCACCCUCCUGAACUCCAUGGUCAUGGGCCGGCCGCUGGACUACGGCGAUCUGGCCGCUGAGUUUCCGAUCCUGUGGUAUCUGUUUUACUUCGCGUACGUGUUCAGCAUGAUCAUCUUCAUGGCCGGAUUGAUCAAGGCCAUUCUAUGCCACAGCUAUCGGCAGGUCAAGCAGCGUCAGGUACCGGCCGUCGGAGGCAUGGAGGUCCUCCAUUUCUUUUGGAACAAGUUCCUGAUCCGCGUCGGCCUGAAGGAAGCACCCGAAGAGGACAAGCCCAUGACGCUACCCACAGAGUUCACCAUGGCUGAGAUCGAGUACCAAGUGGACGAGCUACUCUUCCGCAUGAGUGCCAUCACCCACCAGCACGGCCUGCCCGAGAAAACCUACGGUUACUUCGAAGACUCGGACGGAACUCAUAACAUGAUGGAGGACGGAAUGUCCAGCACAUGCUCGGAGCUCAAUUUCGUUGACAGCACUCAUCUUGAAGACGGAGCUCAGAAGAUGGAGGCCCAGUUGUACGGCCACAAUCCAGAACUAGCAGAUGGUAACUGCUUUGCAGACGAGGAUAGGGAGAAACAACUUAGGUCUGGGUUGGAUAUGGAGAUCUACAAGCAGCUGCGGCAUCGCCGCCUGCAGCACGACCUGCACGACAGCGGGCACGACACCCAGUCCACCUCCGAGCACAUGGAGUUCGGCAGCGACGUCGCCUCCAUGGACCAACCCUUGCCGUCGACGCCCAAACCACUGAACGUCCGCGACGCCCAGGGCCGGCCCACUUUCCCCAAGCCUUUACAGAAUCUGGGCAUAUUAGAAACAGUUCCAGCACCUGUCCGGCCACCAUCAGCAAUUUUUACCAAUCGCAAACAAGCGUGGGGACAAUCAAGCUCAGCUGAAGCCAAAUCAGACAGUCAGGGAUGUGUCAUGACUCAGAGACCACCUAGGGUGGCCACACCCCAGGACAGAUGCCCAGACAGACCCCCAAGUACGAGUGAUGUGACCAGAAGGCCGUACACUGCGGGGGUGGUUGAUAAAAGGUCAAGACCGGAGCACCGGCUCAAGCCAACCUCGGCGUCUUUUGCAAGGCGUGACCGGCAACUGGUCUCCAGUUCCGAGGUUUUAGACACGCAGAGCAGCUCGUCAUCGUCGAGCUUCGUCCACCGAACUGACUCAAUGUCCUCUCACGCGAGCGACUUGGGGAUGUCACAGGUCAACGCUGCGCUCGGGGCGUCCCACAGAAUUCGAGACGGGAUUGCAAUCCCCCUGGAACCGGUAAUCAAUCUGGAUCAGCUGGUCCGGGACUACCCAGAGGGGGAAAGGCCGACUGUUGAAAGAGCCUUCAGCGUGGAGAGCUUCCCCUUGCCCAAUGCGCUGGACGGUCUGUCCUCCAGCUCCGACGAGAACACGAAAGACACAAAGUCGGCCAAGCGCAAACACAAGGGCAGCAGGGAGUCCGAGGCCAGACACCGGCUGCGGAAAACGCGGUCACGUGGGAAGGGCAAAGGGCGGAGACGAUUUGACGAGGCAAUAUAUGUCAACGAUGCCUUCAGCUCCGACAGCGGGGGCGACAUACCAGUUAUUCAGAUGGGACCAACCAUGCAUCAUGAAAGAAGAUAAAUAAUUAGUCAAUAAGACUUAACGCCCCCUUACUGCCCAAAACCAGGGGUUAUCAAACCAAACUGUAUAUAAGCUGUGCAUCUUGUAUUUCAAAUUAUAUUAAAAAGCACAUGAAAAUCCAAGAAUGUCUUCUUUUUUUUUACAAACUAACGUGUGCUUACUCAAUUCCAUCCAAGUAAAACAAAUCCAGUGCUUUCAAAGUAUGCACACAAAAACAUGUGCCUACUUCAUUCAUUUGUUACAUCAAAGUAAAAAACAAAAAUCAUCCAAUAUUUGAGUACCGAGUUGCCAUCCAAUUGUACAGUUCUGAAAGUCUUCUGUUAUUUAAACCAUUUUACGUUAUUUAAAUUUGAAACUCAAUGUUCCCUCCAUGUAUUAAAUUUUGAGAGUUGUCAUUUUUUCCCGAUGGAAUCACUAUUUUGUAAUCAACCAUAAAGCAGCAAAAUUUAAUACUCAUUUACAAAAUCUUCAACUAUUAUGUUAUUCCAAAAAUUAACAUAAAAUCAUUGUAAAAAUAUUUCUGGAUUUUAUGAUUUUUCAACCAAGAGCCCCGUCCACGUAAAUUGAAUAUUAAAUGAAUAUUUAUGUUGGUUUUUAUUCAGUCCAAAUUUAGUUGUCACUGUUGAUUUUACCUCCUUUUUAUAAAUCUAGGGCAUAAUUUUUUUUCAGUAUUGCGUCCUUAAAUAAAUUUGCUCGCUCAAAUCAGGAAAAUACUUUGAUCAACUAAAGAUGUACUUUGCAAACGAACUAUUUUAAAGCUAAACUAGCACACUUUUCUCCGUUCUCAAGGUGUACUUGUAGAACUUGUGUACAAAUAUGUUAACAGUAUUAUUUUUUAUAAAGGUCAUGUAAAUGAAAUGCAUUUUUGCAUUAUCAAGAAUAUAUUUUUACAUUGUACAUUUUGUACAUGUAUAUAUUGUUUAACUCUGUAACUUAUUCUUUUUUUAAAAGAACGAAUAAAGCUCUGCCCAUAACAAACAAACUGGUUACAAUUCUUUAUUUUUCAUAAAUUUAUCAAAUUGAAUUUGAAUUUGCGUUGCAAGUCUCUUUUUUUACAGCAUGGCAGUUUAUGGAUAUUUUAUUUAAAUAAAUGCAUAUAUUAUGCGCAUUCAAAUGAAUCUAGCUUAAAAUAAACUUCUUAUGUCAGACAAGCAAAAAGGAAUUAUUCUCAAAAACAUUUUUUUUUAAACCCUCGAAGAGGCAACCUGCACUCUUUCUGAAAAAGUUCCGAGUAGAAAAAAAUAGUACUACGAGAGGUGGAAUGAAAUAUUAUUUAAUGGCUCCAAUGCUUCAUCACCCAAUAGUGACCUUGUUACGAAUAUGCAUGGCCUUGAAUUGGCUCCGCCC